UGUUCAUUUUGCUUUGGACAGAAUUACCUCAACGGUGGCAUGUGACAUGGACCUCUCCAAGUACCCAAUGGAUGAGCAGGAAUGCAUGUUGGACUUGGAGAGCUAUGGUUACUCUUCAGAGGACAUUGUCUACCACUGGUCAGAAAACCAGGAUGAGAUCCAUGGGCUGGAUAAGCUGCAGCUUGCUCAAUUCACAAUUACUAAUUACCAGUUUACAACAGAACUGAUGAACUUCAAAUCUGGUCAGUUUCCCAGGCUGAGUCUCCACUUCCACCUUCGACGAAAUCGAGGUGUUUACAUCAUUCAGUCCUACGUCCCUUCCAUCUUACUAGUGGCCAUGUCCUGGGUGUCCUUCUGGAUCAGUCAGUCAGCUGUGCCUGCCAGGGUGUCAUUAGGCAUAACUACUGUUCUUACAAUGACUACACUGAUGGUCAGUGCCCGCUCUUCGCUUCCACGAGCAUCUGCCAUCAAGGCACUUGAUGUUUACUUCUGGAUAUGCUAUGUGUUUGUCUUCGCUGCACUGGUAGAAUAUGCUUUUGCACAUUUCAAUGCUGACUACAUGAAAAAGCAGAAGAACAAGAUCAAAGCGAGAAGGCAGAGUGGAGAGAUAAACGUGAAGAAUGCCAUUGUUCUGUUCUCCCUCUCCAUAGCUGGUGUGAACCAGGAACUGGCCAUUUCCAACAGGCACCACCGAAUCCCCAGAAGUCUGCCUGGAUCAUAUGGCACAAUAGAAAUAGAGACUGGAGAGACUAAACAGCAGCAAGAGAUGAAACUGGACAAAAAGAGCGGUCUGAAAUCCCUCUUUAAGCCCAUUGAUGCUGACACCAUCGAUAUAUAUGCCAGAGCAGUGUUCCCAGCAGCCUUUGCAGCAGUCAAUGUUAUAUACUGGGUUGCCUACACAAUGUAAAAAGCCCAGAACUUUGUGAAGAGCUCAGCAUUGAACAGUACCUACACACUAAACAGUCCUUGCUGAAACUGUGCUGUACCAUCUCUUCUCAAAACAUUUUCCAAUGACCUUGAGACAUUUCUGGUCAAGAAACUCCUGCAAUCAAUUCCUACUAAAGCAGCAAGAAAAACAGUUUGUUACCAAUCUGAUUUGACAUAUUAAGAACUGUACUCUGCUCAACAUCCCAGCUCCUUUUGUUUCCUCUCUUACCAUGAGAAAACAUUUCAUAUGUACAUAACUGCAGAAGUUUAAAUCUUGAACUACCAUGUUUUGUCUCCACCUGAAGCGUUGGUAAGUAAUGAAGGUUUAGCCUCUCACACUCAGAGCAUUUCAUUUUUCAUAGUGGAACAGCUAAUUCCCAGCUUCCACACAAGUGAUUUUCUGUGGAAUGGUCUAACUUCAAUGCAAGUGGCAAAGUUGGCAAUUUUAAUCACAAAAAUCCCAUGAUAAAAGUAAAAAUAGAAGUGAGUGGGGGUUUAUUGAAUUUUCCUUUGUCUUAGAUAAAGUAUUGAAAACAUUUCAGUGCUCUUAGUCACAGCAUGAAAUAAAAUACACUACAUAGAGUUCUACUGAAUUGUUAAUAAUGAAAGCAUUACAUUUCAGAUCUAAGCUAAUGAAAGAUUUAACACUCAAGCAUAGCAACCUUCGGUACUUCAGUGUGCCCCAAAGCAAGCAAAAGUGAUUCAGAAACAGGGAAAGCUCAGCCUUUCUGCAUUGGAUCACUAACAAUUUCAGAGGUGCUUGGUAAUGAAGAAACUCAAACUCCAUUUUCAGAAAGGAUUUUAGAAUUUCUUCUAUUAGUUUCAGUGACAGUCUGCCCUACGUGCCUCUGAAAAUCUCCUUUUUGCAUCUGGCACUAAAUAGCUGAGUGAAGUUCAAAGAUGUCAUCAAUGGCUUUAAGUCAUUGAUCCAUCCAGCUUUGGAUAUUUUUGCAGUUUUUAUUCAGUGGCUGACAUAAUGUUAGGCUUCUUCACUUCCUUUAUUUGACAGUGAAAUGUAUGAGAACUCAGACACACUCCUUAAUUCAAUACUGGAUUCUCUCACCUACUCAUACAAAUAACACUUUGUUCUGUGAGUAACUCCAGGGAUCCGGGCAAAUGAAGGCAGUAUUCACAACAAAUACAAGUUUCAUAAUUAAUCUCUAUCAAAAAAGAACAGUAAAUAGAUUGGGAUAUAGAUUAAAACAACAGACGUAUUUAAGACACUUUUUUGGAUUUUUUUUUCUUCUUUUUUGGGGGGAUUCUGGUGCCUUGAAAGAGAAAGGUUGUCCCAAACCUAGAGAAAGAAGAUGCAACAGAAAAUAUUACAUGACAGAGGGAGGGAAUGAGAGAGGCUAAGGAGAUGGCUGAAAGCUCUGGAAGGGAGCAAGGGGAGGUGCAAGAUGAAACAGGACACAAGCUGUAAAUGAGAGAAGAGCUUGGAAGAUGGGCAUGGCUGAUGAGUGACAGAUGGAAUUGCAAUGAGGAGGAAGCAAGCAUUGGCUCACAUAUCCCUCCCACCUUACCUACCUGUGACACACGGCUCAAUUUCAUAUGACCAGAACUGAAAGAGCAUUCUAACACAAAUUUAUAACUUCAAAAGAGAUUUGCUCAAUAUCACUGAGGCAAGAGAAUGCACUGAAGAAAAAUUAAUGAUACUGAACUAUAAUAUGAACUAUGAUCCAUCAUAAGUCAGGCUGAGGAUCACGUGGAUGAUUUCUGUUCUAAUGGAAACACUUCUUGCCAGCCAUGUGCUGGAAGGUGCAAACCAUCAUCCAGCUAUAUUUUUUCCAGAAAGUUCUUAUCAGUCUGGCCCUGGACUGAGGCACCUGGAUUUUGCACUAAGCUCUUGCCACUGACGUGGGGAUGAGCCUUCCUGGAGUCAUUUCAUUGCAUCAUCUGCAAAAUGGGUAUAAUUAUACUCAUUUCUUUACUAAGUCUUUGAGAUCUACAGAAACAAAUUCCUUUUGAGAAACACAGAAACUGUCAGGCUCCAACUAGGUGUGUGCACUCAAACAGUGCUUGUGUGCUGCUAUUUACCAUAGUUCCUGAGUCUUACACACUGAAUUAAACAUUCAAUUUCAUCUUACUCAGAAAGCUAAUAAAAUUGUGCAUCUCUCAUUAUACGUGAAGGUAAUCAGGGCUCCUUUCUGAAUCCAGCCAGCUUCUCUAGCUAUUAUCAUUGCCUUUCAGGGUAAGUAACUACAGCUAAAAGGGAAAUGGCUGACUAGAUACAGCAGAGAAAAUAGUGGUAGCAAGUUCUUAUGGAAUGUAAACCAUAAAGUAAUCCAUGAUUUUGGGAUUAAAGCUAUUACAGAACAGGAAAAAAGAGUGACCUGGUCCCUGUAGUGUACAGCGGCUGGUUAUUUAGGGUAAUUAGUGAGAAAGUGGCUGCAGACAUUCUAAAGGCAAUGUCUAAUCUAAUUACUUCAGCAGUAAUAGUUUGUAGUUGUGCACCUGACACAACUCCUUACCCUGAAGUCAACUGAGGUAAUCACAGGGGGUUAUUGGACAAAAUUAGCUGCUUCUCCACCUGGGUGCCAGUCACCGGCUGCACACCCUGCUGGCUUCUUCAAAAGGUUUAUUCAAUGCAUUUUUCUGUAUUUGACUGCAGAUCUUCAAGGUGCACAGCUAUUUGUGAGUGAUAAGGCAAAGGGUGGCUAUGGUCUUCCUCUCAAAAAAAUCCACAAACCUAACAACAAAAACCACCAAAACCACAACCCAGGGCAAAACAAAACAAAGAAAUAACACCAAAACUGAAGCCAGAAUGCUAGGCAGUCACAAUGCUGUAGACAUAAGCAUAAAAAAAGGGGGGGGGAGGAAAACUCAGAAUAUUUCAGGAAGUCAGAAUGUGAGACUACACGUGGCAGUUGUGUCCACUCCAGGAAUGAGGUGACUCAGAGGGGAGAACAGGUGUUCCUGCUGCUGCACUUGCAGAGCAGCACAAGACAGAACACCUCCAUUGUGAAGUUAUAGUUUAUGAAAUAUAUUUCCAAAGCCAGAAAUAAAGCAGAUGCCAUUCAGAUUCUUUUACAGGAGGGACUUUAGUACAGGAGUAUUGUGUAAUUAUUGGAAUUUUGAAUAAAACUGAAGCUUCUGUACAUUUGAGAUUGUUGCAAGUUUUUGGGUCUUUUUCCCAUUUGAAAACCAUUAUACAUUAUUAAUAUCUGAGGACAACGCCCUAAUCAACUCUAUUUUUAUGGCACACUUAAUAAACAGAAGUAAGCUCAAUCUGAUGUCACUGGAAGGCUAACAAGCUUUGGAUGGGUUGUACUAAUAUCAGGAAGGAAAUAUAUAUAUAUAUAUAUGAGAGAUGUACCUGGAAGAAUUUAUAUUCCUUUCAUCAAAUUAGAGUACUCAAUGUGAAGUGUUAAUAAAGCAUAGUUUGUAUAGAAGUUGUAGCUCCUAUAAAACGGACAAAGUCGACAUUCCAGCUAUUGAACCGAAAGAUAAAAGACAUUAUAAGGAAAAUCAAAAUAACCUCAGGGAUUUCAUCCCAUAAUGAAGUCUUGCCUUUUCAGCACCCAGGGGCUCAUAAAAUUCUCAUUUGGCUUUGACAACAGAAGAGAAAGGACCAUUCUGUACUCACGAGUGCUUUCUGUGGGGCUCUUAUGCAGACUGCUGGAUUUAUGUUAAAAAAUAGCUGUUGCUACCUAAAGAGGUUGAAAAGAAACAGAAGGCACAAGACGAAGAGCAAGACGCUGCAUCAUUAGUUUGAAAGACAUGCUUGCAGUGACAGCACUAUUAAAAGGUUAAUAUACAGAUAAGCAUGUCUUGUUUCUGGGCAAGAAGGAAGCAUUUAUUCAAGUUAAAGUAAAAGCUCUCACAUCAGUUCUUAACAGGGUUCCUAAUCCAACAGAUAAUGUAGCGAAACCAAUUUAACUCAAUGAGGCUUCUGCUGUUGGUACAACAAAGCACUUAAUACGAACACUCUCAUUUUAAAUAUUCAGUCAUUAACCUAAGAAAGCACUUCACAUUAAGAGGAAAACAGCACCCUGUGCAUAUGUGCCUGUGCAGCAGAACAGAUAACAAAAGAUUAUUGAAAGUUUCUUAGGAUAUUUAUUAAAAAAACCCACACAUCUGAUCUCCCCCUGUGCUCUCUUGAUUGUAAGGCUCAAAACACUUGCAAAUGUUGAAAGCUUGUUUGAUGUUAUAGUAACACUGUGUGCACUGUGUUACAAACAUACACACUUAGCUCUUCCGAAUGAAGACUGAACAAUUUUGGCAAUGGACAUGUCUAUUUGGAAAAAUUUGGCAGCUGAAAUGCAAGCCACUGCCUCUUUCUGCUUUUAUAGCUCGUGUCUUAAAUGAAAUGACUUUGAAGACCUAAGCUCAUCAUUACAUAAUGCACUAAGGACCUGUCCUCUCCUUAAACAAGCUUUAUGUCAUGGCUAUUCUUUUUACUAAGUCAUGCACAGUAAAAACAAAUCUGAGAAGACAGCAAAGUGCACUCUGUCAGAAAAUAUAGCACCAACAGAACUAAUCAGAUGUUACUGGAGUUCCCUGUUCAGCAAAAUGGUGGUCCAAAGAAAGAGCUCCAAACAUUCCUGAUCUCUCAGGUAUCUAAAAACCUGUGGUCGUUGCAGAUGUAGGACCAACCAACGCACAGCAGUGACUAAUCCUAUUGAAGCAAAGACUUCUCUGCCCACAGGUCCAGCCUCCAUCUUUUGGUACAAAGCCUGUCAUGAAUCUCCUACAUAUCUUCACCUUUUCCUGAGAUGAAAAGAGUACUGGAAUGACCUUUGUUAGCAUAAAUAUCAUAAAGUCCUCCAUUUUCAUGCACUGGGUAACUAGAUGGGGUGAAGAGGACUUUUUUCUUUACAGUAUAAUAAAUAAUUGGCCAGCUGGGAACAGACAUGGCUAGAAGCUGCAAAUAAAUACAUAGUCCACUGGGUUAUUCCAGUAUUAGAAUUACCACAGUCCUCUAAGAUUAAAUAAAGAUUGAAUGAUGGAAUACAGAGUAAUCUGUAAAACAUCUGGCACGAUACUCCAUCAGGCUAUUCUUCCUUUGUUGCUGUUUCUUUCAGAGUUAGACAAACACACAAGAUCUAUUUCUGUACAUCCUACCAUAUUUUUUAGAUACCUACGUAGGAUUUCCCAGCCCUUAUCUUUCCAGGUUAUAUGUACAACUAAUACACAUACACACAUAUGAGCUUGAAUAUUUGGAAGCCAGAAGGAUUCUUCAUAUAAUUUGUACAUUAUAUCACAUAUCAUAUUUUGAAAGUGAACUUCUCCUUUAUAGAGAAAGAACAUUUAACAAGUCAGCUACGAGUAUUUUUAGAUUGCCUCUAAUGGUGUUUCUGGGCACUCUUAGUAGACACUAUCAGGACGUGGAAUACAGCGCAUUUGGAGUAAUCACCUUUCAUUCAAACUGAAUAGUGGCUGGGCCAACAAUGAGAAUUCAGAAAAGCUUAAUUAGUCUGGUCCAAGAAAAGCAAUAAAAAUAUGACUCUUGAAGAACCAAGGUGAAAAUUAGAUCC
Messenger RNA from Meleagris gallopavo (turkey), 6404 nucleotides. The record is from RefSeq and is a predicted model, not a curated record. Lineage: Eukaryota; Metazoa; Chordata; Aves; Galliformes; Phasianidae.